Molecule: messenger RNA, 1368 nt
Organism: Trichogramma pretiosum
Lineage: Eukaryota; Metazoa; Arthropoda; Insecta; Hymenoptera; Trichogrammatidae
Exons: 6
Coding region: 1-1368 (455 amino acids)
Biological process (GO): apoptotic process
Source: RefSeq, a predicted model, not a curated record
AUGACGCUGUUCAAGAUAAAGUACGAAAAUCAACCUCUAAAAAUGUGCUUGGCGGGAUCAAUCGAAGAGAUAAUGACCGUAUGUCAUAAAAAAUUUAAUCUCAAUAAAGAUGUUGAGUAUAAGAUAGCCUUAGAAGACGGAACAGAAAUAGACGACAACGAAGUAUUGAUGGAAUUGACUAAAAGAAAUACAGAUGUUAUCGUACUAAAACUUUAUAAUGAAAAUGUUGAAAAUUUAGAAAAUACGCCACACAAAAUUCAUCAAGAUUGCCUCGAAGGGAAAAAUUUAAAAAGUCGCAAUAAGACUUUGAUUGCUUCCACCAUCGCAACUCAUAUGAUGGAAACCAAUAACAAAACGUUGAAUGUAGCUCUACAGUUUGCUGAAAAGUUAUGCGAAGAUCAUCCAAAAACUUUCGCAGAUUCUGUCGGCGGUGUCGUAUGGGGUGAUGGAGUUCACACAUUAAAACAGCAAAUUUAUAACAAAAUAGGAGAAAAAAAAGCUGAACGAAACAAACGUCAGGACGAACAUGGAUGCAUAAAUUUUGCUCCGGCUCUACCAGAAGAUUACAGUGCAGAUGAUCAAGAAGCAACACGUAUUAAGCUCAUAGAACUAUUUAAAAAUCAGAAGAAAAAUAUGGAAGAAAUAGUUGAUCUCAUGAAAUUUUCGUAUCCAACCUUAAGGAAAUUGAUUAACGAAAUGGAUAGAAACAUGCAAAGAAUAAUUAGUGAUUGGCCAUGCUUAAAUCUUGUUGAUGUUAUCGUGGAUCACUGUAACAUUCUGCUUGAAAAAAACUUAAAGGCAGUAUGGUUAGAAUCGCUGGAAAAAAAAUGCAAAGUUAUUCGAAGAUAUUUCAAGUAUAAUCAACAAUUUAAAAAUGAGUCUUAUUCUGCUAUAUUUGAACAGUGUAAAUCAUUUGAGGUUCUUAGAAAGGACCAAGUCCCCAAAUUACUGGUAACUUUCGAACUUCUAUUCAAGUAUUUUUCAGAAGACUGCAGUCAUCUCUGGAAAUUUAAAAAUGAUGAUGAUGAUGGUGGCAACGUUACUCAGUAUCCAGUUAUAAUCAUAAAGGGUGAAUCUAUUUACAGUGAUAACUGUAAUAUAAAUGUUCAAAUUGGAGAACACAUCAACAUAUCAUGCAAGGACGUGUUGGAAGGAAUUUUUGUCAACUUUCUAUGCUAUUACUUAUAUGGAUAUGCUUAUCCAAGCCAAAUCAACAAAUUUAUGGAGUUUCUUCAGAGGAUUUUUUUUAAAAUAAACCCGACUGUAGUAAAACCAGUGUCCAAGAAACAAAAGGCCACAAGCUACGAUCGUACCGUUUUUAAAUUAGCAAAAGUUUUAUCAGAGUUUUCGGAUGAUUUCCACUUCUAG